AUGCACCGAUUCUCUGUCCUCACGACCCUGCUGACGGCUCAUGUUGCCGCAGCGGUCUCGACAUUCGAACAGAAGCCGAUUCCUCCGGUGCACCAGCGCAACCCGGGCGAUACGGCUGAGUCAUUCUGCAGGUGCUUCCCUGGAGACGAGUGCUGGCCGUCUGAUGCCGAGUGGUCGUCCCUGAACGCCACGGUAGGGGGCCGACUCAUCGCCACGGUUCCGCUCGGUUCCCCUUGUCACGACCCCUACUACGAUGAAGAUCAGUGUGCAUACCUCCGGGAGCAAUGGCUCUAUGCGGGCAUCCACCUCAACUCAAGCUCUAGCGUGAUGGCCCCGUUCUUCGCCAACCAGAGCUGUGACCCGUGGACUCCGCGUGAGCGGCCAUGUGAGCUGGGCACAUAUGUACGUUAUGCCGUUAACGCCACUGGCUCCGAGCACAUUGCUGCCGCUGUCAACUUCGCCCGGAAGAAGAACGCCCGCCUGGUCAUCCGGAAUACUGGCCAUGACUACCUGGGCCGUUCCACCGGCGCCGGGGCCCUUGCGGUCUGGACUCACCACCUGAGGGCUAUCAAACCGGUCCAGUGGGACGACGCAGACUUCACUGGCACGGCUCUCAAGCUAGGGGCAGGAGUUCAAGGGUAUGAGAUGCUGCAGGCUGCGACCGCGCUCGGUCGUGUUGCUGUGGGAGGAGAGUGUCCCACGGUGGGCGUGGCUGGGGGCUACACACAAAGCGGUGGUCACUCUGCUCUAAGCACGAAUUUCGGACUCGCCGCAGACCAGACGCUGUCAUUCGAGGUUGUCACCGCCAGUGGUGAGCUUGUCACUGCUUCCAAGACGGAGCACUCUGACCUAUACUGGGCCCUAAGUGGAGGUGGCGCCGGAAACUACGGCGUCGUUGUGUCUCUCACAGUCAAGACCUACCCAGAAGCCACCGUCAGCGGCCUUAAACUCUCCGUGGAAAAGUCCGACAACGGCAACUCGACCGACCGGGUCUUCGAAGCGGUGGAUGCGUUCCACGCUGCCCUCCCAGGGCUGGUUGACUUCGGCACCAUGGUGAUCUACUACUUCACGACUGAAUACCUCAGCAUCUCCGCCCUGACGGCCUACAACAAGACGCAAGCAGAGCUCGAGCAGGCCAUGCAGCCCUUCCUCUCAGCCCUGGGGGACCUGGGCCUCCGCCACGGCGUCAACUAUACCGAGAACCCAACCUACUAUGACCACUACAGCGCCUACUGGGGCCCGUUGCCAGAUGGCUGGAUUCAGGUUGGCACGGCCAACUUUGGCGGCCGGCUGAUCUCACGGUCCCAGCUGGAAAACCUCUCUGCCACGGCGCGCACUAUUGCCGACGAGGGCGGUAUAUUUAUUGGUGUCGGUACGAACGUGGGGCCGUUCGGUGGCGGCGAGAAUGCGGUGCUGCCUGCGUGGCGUGACGCCAUUGUCUCGGCGUCGCUUGAGGUCCCUUUCAGCUUUGAGGACCCGUGGGCCGACGUGUUUGGGGGACUAGACCUCAUCACGGAUGUCUUGCAACCUGCUAUCGAGGAGGUGACUCCCGGCAUGGGGACAUACAUCAACGAGGGAGACUUUCGGCAGCCCAACUGGAAGGAGGUAUUUUAUGGGACUAACUACGACAAGCUUCUGUCUAUCAAGCGCAUUUGGGAUCCAGAGGGGCUUUUUUACUGCGGCGUUGCUGUCGGGAGCGAUGGCUGGGUGGUUUCUGAGGACGGGCGGUUGUGCAAGGCUUGA
Diaporthe citri is the source of this 1743-nucleotide messenger RNA. RefSeq lists its product as uncharacterized. Gene Ontology annotation, molecular function: oxidoreductase activity; FAD binding. The transcript is spliced from 3 exons. Bases 1 to 1743 code for a protein of 580 amino acids. NCBI's taxonomy places the organism in Eukaryota, Fungi, Ascomycota, Sordariomycetes, Diaporthales, Diaporthaceae. The record is from RefSeq and is a predicted model, not a curated record.